Molecule: messenger RNA, 636 nt
Organism: Nematostella vectensis (starlet sea anemone)
Lineage: Eukaryota; Metazoa; Cnidaria; Anthozoa; Actiniaria; Edwardsiidae
Product: methylated-DNA--protein-cysteine methyltransferase
Exons: 1
Coding region: 24-548 (174 amino acids)
Biological process (GO): DNA repair
Cellular component (GO): nucleus
Molecular function (GO): methylated-DNA-[protein]-cysteine S-methyltransferase activity
Source: RefSeq, a predicted model, not a curated record
GGUUGUGUUCAUGUUUUGCAAACAUGGCGGGUAUUCCUGUAGAUGUUGCUUAUUUUGAAUCUCCAGUCGGAAUUUACGAGAUAAUGGCCGAAGAGGAAGGUAUCACAAGUAUCAAGAUGAUAAAAGAGAAUGAAAAACAAUUAAUCUUUAAUUCAGAUUGUCCAAACUCGCAUUUGGCAGAUUGUCUUAAAUGGAUGCAAGUUUAUUUUACUGAUCUGGGCAAGAUAUCGAAAUGCAAGAUGCCAGCGUUAAACACUACGAAGUUCAAACACAAGAAGUUUUGUCGUAAAGUUUGGAAGGUUGUUGGAGAACAGAUAAAACCUGGUCAAACCAUUAGUUAUAGUGAUGUUGCUAAACUCAUGGGUAAUCCCAAGGCAGCACGCGCUGUUGGCAUGGCGAUGAAGUCCAACCCCCUGUCAAUCAUCAUGCCUUGUCACAGAGUAGUCAGCAAAAAUGGCAUAGGGUUUUACAGUUCCCUUAAUGGCAUAAAAACCAAGGAAUGGCUGUUACAGCAUGAAAAAGUGGAUACAAAGAAAAUUGGAAAUUAAAACUGUGUGAUUGAUUAUUCAGCUAAGAAAUUUGACCGCAAGUGGGUUUUUAGGGAGCUGGAUGUAGACGUCAAGAAAAUACUGUCAA